Durusdinium trenchii is the source of this 2127-nucleotide messenger RNA. The record is from the annotation of a GenBank genome assembly. Lineage: Eukaryota; Dinophyceae; Suessiales; Symbiodiniaceae.
AUGGCAAGAUUUUUGACAUACUACGAAGUGAAUGAUCGAAGAUUGAGAGCAAUGGAGGAAGUCUCUGCCCUUAGCUUCUUGGAUUUGGAUUUGGAUGAGAGCGAAAUGGGCGGUACGCUGUAUUGGGAAGAGCCCAGCGACACUUCGCAGGUUAUGAUGACCAGAACCUUUCAGCAGAUUUACACGAGCUUUGGCUUCCUGGAGAUUGUGACCGUGUCCUCUCUCACUGAGCAAAGCAGCCCCGUCACCUUGCCAGUCAGUGAUUCGGUGGCUUCAGUAGACAACAUUUCCUUCACCGACUACGACCUUGACUUCGGAGAUAUCGGGGGUACUAUUGCCUGGGACAAACCGGAAGAUGAAAGCAAGGUCCUACAGUAUGUGGUCUACCUUGCUGACAGCACGACUGGUGGAACUCUGGUUGACCUAGCAAACUUCUCGGAUCUUGGUGGCCGCGCUGAGCUAAACACUGUCCCGCAGGGGCAGUACAAUGCCAGUAUAGCUGUGAAUACCCAGGCUGCGUACUGGUCGGAUUUCACUGAGCAGACCACCCCAGUAGCAUUCAGCUUCUACGACACUGACAGUGUCACGUCUGAAAGGCUGAAGUGGCUGAACAGUCUGGUUGGAAACUUGACUUACAUCGGUCGAGAUCUUGACCUGGGAGAGCUUGGAGGAAUUGCAAUUUGGGAUCCUCCCUCGGAUCGCGAUCUCAUCAUCAGCUACGCUGUUUAUUUUGGACAGGACAUUCCUCCAGAGAUACCGCAAGUGCCACACGAGUAUCUAUUGGUCUACAGCAGGUCAUCGAUUGCUGAGAUGACAACACCAGCCUUCGUCAAGCUGGAGGAUGCCGACGGCCUGGUGUCCAACGUGACCUUUGUCGAUCAGGACCUGGAUGAAGGAGAGCUCGGAGGUUUGAUUCAGUGGCGAGUGGCAGGUGAUGUCUUGGAAGUGACAAGAUAUGCUGUCUUCUUGGCAGAGGAUGUAGCUGGCAGCAACAGGUCAUUGUUGGGAUACUCAACUGGUGCUAUGGCCAACAGCUUUCAGGUGCCACCCGAGACUCCCGUCCAGUCGUUCACACACAUCACCGUCUUCGCGGAAUCCAGCCUAGUUCUUUCGACGACCCCUUAUGCUGUCAAGUUUUUUGACAAUGUGGCCAGCGUCACGGCACUAUUCUUCUUUGAUCGAGACGCAGAUGCUGAAGAGAUUGGAGGCCCCAUUUCCUGGUCUUUGCCUGCAGCACUCGAUGAGCUGGUGGGUUUCCGUGCCUACUUGGCACAGGAUGCCAUCGGUACAGGGUCUUUGCCCAAGCUGAUGAAAGCAUCUUUGAAGUGGACAAUGGUGGAUUUGCCCUCAAACACGCCGGUGGAGGACUACACGCACAUUCUGGUCUAUACUGUCUCCAAUCUUGUGGAGCAAACUACCCCUGUGGCCACAAACAUCGAAGAUGCAGGUCUUAUUGUUUCGGAGGCUGGCUUUGAGGAUCUUGACUUGGACCUUAUGGACAUUGGUGGCCCUGUUUCCUGGAACCUCUCAGGCAACGUGUCUGACAUCACUGCCAUCACGUGGCGUGGCGACUACGACAUCAACGGUCACAUCAACAUCAAGUACGCGCACAUCGACCACUACUUCUACAUCCUCUACCACAUCCAAUAUAAGGCUCGAACCUUCUUCGCUGACCAAUCAGUCCCAGCCGCGGCGCUGAUAGCAGUCCACAGCACCGCGAUUGCCGCAGAUACUUGGAUCGACGACUUCACGCACCUUGCUGUCUACACGAGGUCUUCUUUAGCAGAGCAGACUACCCCAGUGACUUUGCUGUUCAACGACACGUCUGCCCCGGUUGUGGAGCUGCACUUUCCAGACCUGGAUUUGGACUUGGGGGAACUUGGUGGAGACCUGCUGUGGCAAGACCCUGUAGAUGACAGUUUGGUCGAGAACUACAGCGUCUACAUAGCAAAAGUUGUGGCAGAAGCCGAACCCUGUGUAGACAGCUUUGGGGAUUCGAGUGACGAGGCUGGUGCACUUGAUCUGCACGAAGACUCUCCGUCAAUACCUCGACAAGACGCUUUGCUGAAUCGCUUUGUUGCCUUGGCCACACUGCGGCCGCAGCUUCAGCCAGGCUACAUUGGCUAG